UCAAAACUUGAAAUCAGAAAUGCAUAGAUCAUAUCUUUGGUGGUUGCUCUAUACAGUAAUUUUUCACCAUACCUUUGCUGAUUUCUUUUUGCAUACUCCUAGAGGUUCAAACAACCGACUAAAUGGAGAGGAUGCAAAUCGUCAAAAUAACAACAGGGUCUUUGACUCUCAGAAUAAUGCAAAGGGAGGCUAUAAUGUCGCUGAGAAGAACGAGCAAAAAGGUUCAACAGACUGGUUUCAUAUGACUUACUACAUGAGCGGGCCACUAACAGGAAAGACUAUCUUGCCAAUCGAGUGGACAAACCAACAUGGUUGUGGGCACGGAGAUCUUAACUGCAACAUUGUUCUGCAAUACAAAUGUCAACCAACGACUAUCACAGAGAAACAUAAAGUAAUGAGGAAUGGCAAAUCAACGGAAACCCCCGCCCAUAAUAACAAAGGGCCAUUUAACGCGUAUUCAGAUAAAGUGAAGGCUGUUAAAGCUGAUGCUGGAGGGGACCGAGCCCUCAACGAACCUUGGGAAUGGUAUGAUAAAUGCAAUACACGCGAACGAAAUAAGGGAUUAUUUACCGCGGAUCAAAAUUUGCAAGGAGAUACUUCUAAAUACACCAGACAAAACGCUAAUGGUGGCCAGUCUGGUUACGAAUGUCCCGAAGAACGUGACUAUUAUCCAUACUGGCAUCCGUCCGAUUGGAUAGAUAUUGUCGUGCUUGCCAAUAGAGUAUCUGAUUGUUACAACUACCGUACAGAAAGUUUUAAUACAAGAUCAAAAGGUGAAUGUAUGGAAAGUUAUCCGAAUGCCAAAAGAAAUCGUCAUGCUUCAAAACACAAUAACAAAGCUGCCUGUGAAGGUGCUGGAGGAAAAUGGGUGAACUUUGAUAACUACUUGGAGAUUGUUCCUGGAAAAACAAAAGCUCAAUGUCGACUCAUGGGAUAUAGAUAUUUUUGGGGAAUACCAUAUCGCUCUGAAGAUCUUGAUCAACUGCAAGGACAAGAUCCGGAACAGUGGAAAAAGUGCCUGGUGAGGUUGCCACGCCCAGUUUGUAAAGUGGCACCUAAAACGCGUACUAAUCACCUUGGAAACGGGGAAAAGGUUCUUCCGGUAACAUUCGAAUGGGAACUUCCAUAUUUUCCCUCCGGACAGGAGCAACGAUGUGUACUCCGUGCUAGAUAUAAUAUCUCCACCAACGACUACGAUACAAGCAAAACAUUCGCUUCUUCAAAUAACAACAACGACGUUAUUUCAAACGACCCAGAUGUCAAUGUUGGAAAAGGAGGGAACAACAAAGUUACACUACAGCUUGCAAUCAACACGGCUCAGUUUGGUCGUGUUUUCCAGGACCGAUCGCACAUUUUUAAACUCAUACCCAGGAAAAAUAAGUUUAAAAAUCAGCGCAUCCUAAACCUUAACGUUAGGGGGAAACGUGGAAAUAUUGUUCAAGCUUACCCUGCUGUUGAAUACGACUUUACCCCUAAGGACCUAACAAUGAGGUCUACAGAUUACGUCCACGUACAGUUUGCUGGCUCUAAUAAUAAUCCAGCAGGAAACGCUGGCGAAGGGCGUGACCAGACAGACAGAAAUAAUUUGGUGGCAAUGAAAAAGCCUGACUUAAGCUACCCAUUAGAAGAUACCACAGGCACAUUAUUUGACCGAGCAACUGUCAUCGACGCACCCAACACAGACGACUUUACCCAAACAAAAACUGGUGCUGACAUAGCAACUGCGAUGGCAACAGCCGGUCGUUUUAAGCGUGCUCAAGACGUGCCCAAUCCAUUUCAGUUUGGAAAUUGUAACGCUCAGCAAGCACAACAGCUGGACUGCUUUCCACCUUCUUGGACUGGAUUACUCUUACGUCUUAAUUCCGGCCAGUAUUACUAUAUGUGCUCCCGUAACAACAACUUUACAAACAGGAAUCAAAAGGCCAGCAUAAAGGUUACUGCUCCACCUAGGCGGCAUUAUUGGGGCCAUUGGUUUUGGGGACGACAUCACCACCGUCACCACCGCCACCACCGUCACCACCGUCACCACCGUCUGUUCUUUGGUGAUGAAAAAUGAAUGAAUAUCGUGACAGAUCGCACUGGAAUUGUAUACUAAUUUAGCGAUUUUGCAUAACACUUAGCUUAAAAAUAUUCAGAACACUUCAGUGCAUUGAACGUAAGAAAAUAUGUUUUAGUUCUUGAUAUAUAGCAUCUAAAGUGAUCUAGCUUUCAUAUACAUCCCAAUGCAAAAUGAUUUUUUUUAUUGCAUUGUUGUUGUUCAUUAAAAUGAUAAAGUCUGAA
This is a messenger RNA of Dendronephthya gigantea, 2280 nucleotides long. Its product is annotated as protein DD3-3-like. The coding region runs from base 20 to 2056 and encodes 678 amino acids. The record is from RefSeq and is a predicted model, not a curated record. NCBI's taxonomy places the organism in Eukaryota, Metazoa, Cnidaria, Anthozoa, Malacalcyonacea, Nephtheidae. The transcript has 11 exons.